Molecule: messenger RNA, 375 nt
Organism: Laetiporus sulphureus 93-53
Lineage: Eukaryota; Fungi; Basidiomycota; Agaricomycetes; Polyporales; Laetiporaceae
Exons: 1
Coding region: 1-375 (124 amino acids)
Source: RefSeq, a predicted model, not a curated record
AUGUCCGAGACAACCGAAACCACGAAGUUCCCUCUCUUGGGUGAGGGCAACUAUGGCGAGUGGGCGAUCCAGAUGGAAGCGGAGCUGAUCAGGAAGGAGCUGUGGGAGGUGAUGACGAUUGAAACAUCGCCACCGACGGAUGCGACGGAGAUGGAGGCAGCAGUGUGGCUGGAGGCGGAAAAGGCCAAGCGCUUGAUGACCAAGAUGGUGAAAGCACGGGCAGAAAUGGUGCUGCGGGUAUCAGCAGGGCAGCUGGUGCACCUGGUGAGUCGUGACCCUAUGGAGUGCUGGGCGACUCUGACGCAGGUGCACCGAGCGUACGGGUUUGCGACCCGACUGGCGAUGCGGCGAUGCUUUCACAGGGCGGUGUGUUGA